This is a messenger RNA of Iphiclides podalirius (scarce swallowtail), 1803 nucleotides long. NCBI's taxonomy places the organism in Eukaryota, Metazoa, Arthropoda, Insecta, Lepidoptera, Papilionidae. The record is from the annotation of a GenBank genome assembly.
AUGAGUGGUUGGAGAUGGCGAUUUGCUACAUUUUGCAGGCGGGUCAUCAGCGCAUUGAAAAUCCCCCGGCCGUUCGGAGGGCGAAGCAAUGGCACUGCCCCAAAAUCGGCACCUGCCAUCCACCAGGGGCAAUACACUGCGGGCGAGAUGACGGGCGGCUUAAGCGUGCUGUUCACGAUGCUCUGCAUCGUAGACCUAUUCGGGGUCUUCCCCGUAGUCGCGCUGCCUAAAAGCGUCAUCGCCUGCGGUCUUUACGGCGUCCCGCUGGUGAUAGCGGUCUUCUCGUUGCAGUUGUACACAGCCGUCCUGCUCGGCAAGAGCUGGCUACUGGCUUACGAACUGUCCCCAACCAUACGAGAAAAGAGCAGGUUCCCAUACGCAGCGCUAGCGGAGCUGGCGUUCGGUAACAACGCGCGGCGUCUGAUCACUUUCUUCAUCGACGCCAGCAUCCCACUACGCGUUUGCAGGCCCAUACGCAUUAAAAAAAAAAGAACCUUUCUUCCUUUCUUCCCCAUCAGUUUUUGGUUCUACGAGCUAUAUCGCCGGUUCCCAUACGCAGCGCUAGCGGAGCUGGCGUUCGGUAACAACGCGCGGCGUCUGAUCACUUUCUUCAUCGACGCCACCGUGUUUGGGGCGGCUGUGCCCAAUUUCAUAUUCGCAUCACAAAGCAUGCAGCUGUUCUGGUGGAAGAUAACUGGCGGUGCUGUUGGCGUCACGUACUGCGUUUGGAUGGUCGUCAUAGGGCUACUCCUCUGCCCCGUCAUGUGGCUCGGAUCGCCCAAAGACAUGAAGCCGCUGGCACUGGCUUCGGUGUGCAUCGUGACAACGGUCGCGGUGUCCACUUGGACCUGCAUCAUCAUGGACGACGUGUCGCCGUCCAGUUUGGGCGGUCUCAUGGAAUACAUCCCGACCUCGUCGGACUUCCUAGUCGCUUACGGAAUCAUCGCCUUCCAAUUCGACAUCCACCCUAUGCUGCUGACGCUGCAAGUGGACAUGAAGGACAGUAGACGCAUAAACGUGGCGGUGCUGGGCGCCUUCCUCAUCACGGGACUGAUGUUCAUGAUCACAUCGCUGCUCGCCGCCAACCGUUACGGGAACAGCGUGCAGAACAACAUACUGCAAGGCAUGCCGCCAUCCAUCACGCUCUAUAUAGUGGCCCUUCUUGUUACUCUGCAGCUUUGCCUUUCGAGCGCAGUUGGUAAUUCCGCCCUGUUCCAGCAUUUAGAAGACUUGUUGAACGUACCAAGACAUUUCUGCAUACAACGCUGCCUAAUCAGAUCCAGUAUCGUCGCCCUGGCCGUUUUCCUGGGCGAAUCGGUGCCGAGGUUCGACUUAGUGAUGGGCCUCGUUGGCUCCACGCUCACCGGGCCGUUGAUGUUCAUAUUCCCGCCGCUGUUCUUUCUCAAGCUGUGCUAUUUGAAAUCGAACAACAUAAAGCAGGAGUUCUCGCUCAGUCUGAAGCCGAGGCUAUUCAAAAUGGCCGCCAAUGAGCCUCCGCAAAAUGGCGGCGCCGGCGUGCAAGGCGACGCGGCGGCGGCUCCGUUGUUGCCGCAAUCGCUGCCGCCUAAGUACCAGACUUUCGGGAGCUACGAGGAGAUAUAUCGCGCUUAUGUAGACGAGUACGACGUCAAGUGGUACGACGUGCUGCUGGCGUUCCUAGUUAUGCUGGUCGGGAUGUCGGCCACCGUAGUAGCGACGUAUUCCAGUUGGGCGGAGGCGAUAUCUUCGGCGACAUUCUCGCCGCCGUGUCUGAUAAACUCGACGGCGGCCGCGAGAAGUUUCCUUCAUAAUCCUAGUCCGAUA